This is a messenger RNA of Mizuhopecten yessoensis (Yesso scallop), 498 nucleotides long. RefSeq lists its product as uncharacterized. NCBI's taxonomy places the organism in Eukaryota, Metazoa, Mollusca, Bivalvia, Pectinida, Pectinidae. The record is from RefSeq and is a predicted model, not a curated record. The annotation marks the transcript as partial. Gene Ontology annotation, cellular component: membrane. The transcript is spliced from 2 exons.
AUAUAGCCAACUGUAACUUUGAACAACUUUCGAGCACUUGCGGCUACAUUACCGGAACCUCGGAGAAUUCAUCGUUUGCAUUUUUCAAAACUGAAUACUGUGGUGGUAUGGAUCACACACCAUUUGGUCCAGGCUCCAUGAUGUGUGCCCGGCAGUGUGACGGUAAACAAUCUUCAGAUGGAGACAUUGCAACCCUUGAAUCACCAACUUUCGAACUAAAACCUUCAGAAGACAUCUCUGUUUCAUUUUUCUUCCGUAUGUAUGGAGAUAUGACCUCUCUAGAUAUCUCUGUAGGGGCAGAGGAAUCUAAAAAUGAUUCUGUACCACUCUUUGUAGCCCAUGGAGACCAUGGCUAUAGGUGGUAUGAAGUGUGUGCCAAUAUACCACUGACACCGACAAACAAGCAAAUGACCUUGACCGCCAAUGCAAUACAUGGGUCUAAGUGUGAUGGGAUUUACGCUUUGGAUGACAUUGAAUUCCGGUACAGUAAAUGUUCAG